CACCAACCACAGCGCCACAAAUCCCCACUCCCCCUCACACACCUCGAAAAUUCGUCAGCCAUGUCGGGCCGCGGCAAGGGAGGAAAGGGGCUGGGCAAGGGCGGCGCCAAGCGCCACCGCAAGGUCCUCCGCGACAACAUCCAGGGCAUCACCAAGCCCGCCAUCCGCCGCCUGGCUCGCCGUGGCGGCGUGAAGCGCAUCUCCGGGCUCAUCUACGAGGAGACCCGCGGCGUGCUCAAGAUCUUCCUCGAGAACGUCAUCCGCGACGCUGUCACCUACACCGAGCACGCCAGACGCAAGACCGUCACCGCCAUGGACGUCGUCUACGCGCUCAAGCGCCAGGGACGCACCCUCUACGGAUUCGGAGGAUAGAGGCCACCGUCCUCGUCUUCGUCCGCGCCGAACCCGUCGCUUCCUUGCAGUCAACAACCUGUUGUCUUCCUCAGUGUGUUCUGUUCCGUUCUGUUCAGUAGCUUUAGUUGGAAUUCGAUGAACUAGUUUGGCAUCUCUCCUUUGCAUUACCUCUCUAGCUAGCUUGUUGCUCUGUAUGUGCCCAGAUCUGAAAUCAAAUAUACGGAGUAUUAUCUUCCA
Messenger RNA from Lolium perenne, 591 nucleotides. RefSeq names its product histone H4. The record is from RefSeq and is a predicted model, not a curated record. Gene Ontology annotation, cellular component: nucleosome. NCBI's taxonomy places the organism in Eukaryota, Viridiplantae, Streptophyta, Magnoliopsida, Poales, Poaceae. Gene Ontology annotation, molecular function: DNA binding; protein heterodimerization activity; structural constituent of chromatin.